Molecule: messenger RNA, 2146 nt
Organism: Elaeis guineensis (African oil palm)
Lineage: Eukaryota; Viridiplantae; Streptophyta; Magnoliopsida; Arecales; Arecaceae
Source: RefSeq, a predicted model, not a curated record
CAUUCAAUGCCUCAUCCAUUUAAUCCCCUGCAGAAUCCUAAUUGCAAGGUCUGGGACAACAGAAGCUGGAAAGUCGUGCUCCUGAAGGAGAGGGAGAGGGGGAUCAAGCCAAAGGAAAUAAGCGAAAAGAUGAGAGCUUGGAAGGAAUUGGGUGUGGUUGACACCAUCUAUGAAGAUGAUCAAGAAGAAGAAGAUGAAGAAGAAGAAGAAGAGAGAGAGNNNGGAGAAGAAGAAGAAGAGAAAGAGGAAAAGAGAUAUGGAGAUUUCUUCAAUUCCAUCUCACCGAGUCCCUCUGCCACCACCACUCCAUCUCCUCUCUCCUCUUCACCUCCACUUUCUCUCCAAAGCAGAGUAGAUGCUUGGUCUCGGGCCACCGGAUGUAAGACGGACGUGGUCAUCCAUGUUCAUGAUCGAUGCUUCCAUCUUCACAGGGAUCUACUUAUAACGCGGAGCGCUUACCUAAGACGCCAACUAACGGAAUCCUCCGACAUCACCGUCAACCUGCCGUCAGCAUUAACGGCUGAGACAUUCGCGGACGUCGCCUGCUAUUGCUACGGCGCCGACGUCGUCAUAACGCCGUUCAACCUCGCGGCCCUCCGGGUGGCGGCGGAGUGGCUGGAGAUGGAGGGGAACGGCGGCCUGCUUCGGCGGACGGAGGCGUACUUCUUCGAUGAGGUGGCAUCCGAUGCCGGGAAGGCGGCGGUGGUGCUCCGGUCGUCAGUGGCGAUGCUUGCCCAGGGGACGGAGGUGGCGGCGGCGGCGUUGGUGGAGAGGUGCAUUGAGGUGCUAGCGGGGUCCGACGGCGUCGGCGGCGAGUGGCUGGACGACGUGGCGGCGCUUUCUGCCGAGGAGUUUCGGAUGAUCGCCGAGGCGAUGCGUGCGCGGUUUGCCCAUGACCACGAUCUUCUCUAUAAGAUCGUAGACCACUACCUCCAGAACCAUAACGGCAAGUUAACAGAGGAAGAGAAGAACAUGAUAUGCUAUACAGUGAGUUGCACCAAGCUCUCCCUCCCCAUCCUCAUGCACCUCGUCCAGAACCCCCGCCUCCCCCUCCGCUUCGUUGUCCAGGCCAUGCUCAUCGACCAGCUCCACACCCGCAGCUCCCUCGCCGCCACCUCCACCACCACCACCGCCGCCACCGUGAAGCCCCUCAACAACCGCCGCGGCGGCGAAGACGUAACCCUCGGUGCGAUCCUCCAGCGCGAUGCAGUCUUCCGGCAGUCGGCCCAGCUCCGGGCCACCAUGGAGGCCACCAACUUCCGGAUCCAGAGCCUGGAGCGGGACCUCGCCAGCCUCCGGGAGCGGCUGAGGUGGUCCGAGGAGAAGCGGGCCGAGAUGGAGCCGAUUCGGUCGGCGAGCUUUCGCAUUGUCCGGCACGUGGGGGAGGAUGGGCCGGCGGCAGAGGUGGUCAGGCCUUCAGGGAAGUCAUGCAGUGGAAGUUCUUCGAGGAGUGGGAGAGGUUUCGGCCAAAGAUUGAUGCAGGGGUUGAAGAGCAUGUUUCGGAGGCCUAGCGGCGAGAGUGAGGAGGUGGUGGCUGCGGAGGAGAAGCGGCGGGGCCACCGGAGGAAUCGCUCUGCCUGAUAUACUAAUAUUGAUACUGGUCUUCUUUUUUUUUUUUAUUAAUUUUUGUCUUGCAUUUGUUCGAAACUGAAAGGUUACGGUAAAUUUUCUGAUGCUUUAAAUAAUGUACUCUGAUUUCGUUUAGGGGAUUUAACAUUGGCAGCAGAAUUUGCCGGGCGUCGGCAGUGACGCUGGGAUUAGAGCUGCAGGAACUAAAAAUUGUUUUGAGUUGGCUGGUUCCUAUGGAUCAAUUCACAAUUUUAAGAGGAGUGAGAUGCAGAUUUGCUUCUUGACUAUGGAACCUAAGCGUGCCUCUCAAAGAAGUGUCUUUUGUGGCUUUGUUGGAGAAAAAGGAUCAGCAUCAGAUUCAUCAUCAGCAAGAAGCUUGGGAAAGAUUUGAGAGGGUCCGUGCUGUGUAAAAACUCAGUGGAAAUAGUUUUUUUUUUCAUGAAAAACCCAGUGGAAAUAGUUGAUCACUUGUUUUUGGAUUUCUCUUUCUUCACCACAAUCUGAUGGUUCAUCUGUUGUUCUUGGAGUGCUUCAAUCGCACGUUUGUGUCUAGAAUUUUUUUUAUGAGAAGUGAGGG